GACUUAUUUAAACGGGCACGAGUACGUGCGCGUACCCGUAUUCUUUGUGUGGCAGCGUAGAGAAGCGCCAAAAGAGUGACCAUGGCUGAUGAAAAACCAAAGGAGGGCGUCAAGACAGAAAACAACGAACACAUAAACCUGAAGGUAGCUGGACAGGAUGGAUCUGUCGUCCAAUUCAAGAUCAAAAGACACACACCGCUCAUCAAACUCAUGAAGGCUUACUGUGACAGACAGGGACUGUCGAUGAGGCAAAUCAGGUUCAGAUUUGACGGACAGCCAAUAAAUGAGACAGACACACCAGCACAGUUGGAAAUGGAAGAUGAGGAUACGAUCGACGUGUUCCAACAACAGACAGGAGGUCUGAUCUAAUCAACCACAGCUGCCACCUUUUCGCUUCCAACAUGACCGACUUCCCUGGCCCGUUCACACCCAGCGGCUAGCUCUUUGCAACUCGUCUAACAGUCUCAACUUAAUUCUUUCAGAAGAGGUUUUAGUUUCUCUGCUUCACAAAACUGCUGUAAAGAAUUUCUAUUCAUGCCCCCCUGUUACUGUUUUUGUCUGUACAUAAAUUACACCCUGAACACAUUGUCUUCUUUUUUUUAAAUUUUAUUUUACUUCAUGCUGUAUUGUGGUAAAUUUGUUGGAGUCCCAUCCCAGUUUGAAGGGUUUGUUCUGCAGAGCUGCAGAACUCGGAACGAUAUCCAGGGCAGGUAAAAAUGAAAGUCAUCUGAACUGAUUAAAUACUUUUGUGCUAGGCUUGGUAAUUGUCUAGCAAAUCUGUUCUUAAGCUAUUCAGUUUUGGGACCGGCUGUCACUUGGUGAGCAGUGCACCCACUUUGGGAACAUGACUUGGUUGCUGUUUAACUCUGUAAUCAGAUAUAAAAAAUAUUAUAUACUUUUUAUAUUGAACUGGAUGUUAAGAAUACUCAUUUUACUUCACCACUUCAAACUUUGGGAAGGUUGAAGGGAUGUUUCAGUUAAAUAUACAGCUGUAUUGUUUAUUAAAAUGCCUGUUAAAAUAAAGUUAUUGUCUUUUUU
Xiphophorus maculatus (southern platyfish) is the source of this 1038-nucleotide messenger RNA. RefSeq names its product small ubiquitin-like modifier 2 (gene sumo2). Lineage: Eukaryota; Metazoa; Chordata; Actinopteri; Cyprinodontiformes; Poeciliidae. The transcript is spliced from 4 exons. Gene Ontology annotation, molecular function: ubiquitin-like protein ligase binding; protein tag activity. Gene Ontology annotation, biological process: protein sumoylation. The record is from RefSeq and is a predicted model, not a curated record. Gene Ontology annotation, cellular component: nucleus. Bases 82 to 369 code for a protein of 95 amino acids.